This is a messenger RNA of Nelumbo nucifera (sacred lotus), 973 nucleotides long. RefSeq names its product chaperone protein dnaJ 8, chloroplastic. Lineage: Eukaryota; Viridiplantae; Streptophyta; Magnoliopsida; Proteales; Nelumbonaceae. The record is from RefSeq and is a predicted model, not a curated record.
CUUGUCGAACCAGGCAACUUUGAUAUUGAAUCAUUGGAACCGGACAAACAGCGCACAGCGGAUACAUCAAAUCAAUUACAGAAAUCUGGGAAGUAGAGAGAAGGGGAGAAGGACCUAUUUUUCUUGGCGUAUAGAUAGAUUCAUUCGGAAAACCAGAGGAAGAGGAGGGAAGAUUGAAAUUUGAGAGUGUUUGUUUGGUGGGUUUGGUGAUCUGAUUUUGGUUUCGUGUGGUUUGAGAUCAGAAGGAGGAGAUGGCUAUGGCUACUGCUAGUGCUGGGUUGGUGAAUGGUGGGUCCUGCUAUUGGAUUCAGGGCGGUUGCUUGAGGAAGAAUGCGAGGACAAAGAGGAGAGUCCUCUGUUCUUCCUCUGUAGCCUCGGCCAGCUUGACGGAACAGUACAGAACGCUCAGAAUCCAACCUGGGGCUUCUGAGUCGGAGGUCAAGAAAGCUUUCAGGCAGCUUGCUUUGAAGUAUCAUCCGGAUGUAUGCAAAGGAAGCAAUUGUGGGGUCCAAUUUCACCAGAUCCUCGAAGCCUAUGAUAUUGUGAUGAGCGCUUUGAAGGGGGAAGCGGACUCCAUGAGUUUGCACGAGUCAUCAUCAUACGUUUAUGACGAGGACGAGCCGAUGAGGGGAAUGUGCGACUCGGAGUGGGACCUGUGGGAAGAGUGGAUGGGCUGGGAGGGUGCAGGGAUUCGCGAUUACUCAUCCCACAUCAAUCCCUACAUCUGAGCCUUCAAUGUAUCUCUAGCGUCCAUUCAGUAUAUCACGGAGAUUUGGGCCCCAUUAGAGCAUAUUCUGUACAUAAUAAUUAAUAACGUUGAUACAAAUUUUACAAAAUUCGGGCUUGUACAUAUUUCUUGAAGUUUUAAAUUUUAAGUAAGAGAAGCCCCAGAAGGAGGCUUUGCUUGUAAUUUCUUAAUAAUCAGACGACUUGACGUUAAUUGUUAAUAAAAUUUUAAGUAAAUUACUGAGAA